AUGCGACCCGGCACCGAGAGAGCCUCGCUCACACCCCCGCCGAGAGGCCACGGUGACGACGGGACAAGGCAUGCCACCGCCGCCACCGCGCGCCACACCCCGGCAGCGGGUCCCACGCGGUGCGCGACCCUGGCACGCGGACCCGGAACGCCCGACAACCCUCGGGAGCAACCUCUUGCGCGCGGGGGCCGCUCGGCCGGGAGCGGGAUCUUCUGCCAGGCGGCGAAGACCCCGGCUCCGGUGCGGGAAAGGGUCGGAGGAGCCGCCUCCCCCGACCCCCGAAGGCGUCCGCACCCCUUCGCCCUCGCCGUUUUUUCCCAGCGCUCGCCGGCGCGUCGGCCGCCGAGCGAAGGGGACGAGGCGGCUCUCGCGCGCCAAGAAGAGCCGGGCUCGGGAGGACUCGGGCCGCGCGCGCCCACGCGGGCGCCCACGCGGAGGAACACCGGCGACCGGCGUUCGGCGGCGCCGGCCGCGGUGGCGCGAGGCUCAAAAGGCCGGCCGCCCCCCCCGCUCUCCGGCGGGGACGGACCGGCGGCGGACCGGCGCAGUGCCGCGCGCCUUCCAUCUCUCUGGGGCUGCGCGCGCGGCGCCGUCGGAAAGGGCGCGUGGCCCCCCCGGGUACCCGCCGAGGCCGGCGGCAGGGGGGCCGAGCGAGCGAGCGAGCGAACGGAGCGGGCGUUUGAGACGCCGCACGCGGCCGGCCGGACGGCCCGGCACGCGGGCAGGCGCCAGCCCCCCGAUAGUCAAGUUCGACCGUCUUCUCGACACUCCGGCAGGGCCGUGGCCGACCCCGCCGGGGCCGAUCCGAGGACCUCACUAAACCAUCCAAUCGGUAGUAGCGACGGGCGGAUCAACCAGGUAGCCGCCACCCACGGCGGCGCCACGGAGGCACGCGAGCAACGCGGACCGCCCGGCCCCACCGGCCAACGCCCUGCCAACCCUGACCGCCCCGGCUCUUUCACCGCUCCGACCCGCGGGAGCGGCAUCGCGGACGCGACGGUGGCGGCAUGGCAGCGACGCCAACCGGCGAGCGGCGGCCGACGCCAUCGCAAGCCCGGAGGCGCCUGGGGCGGGGAACGGCAGCACGGCACGGGGACCUUCCCACCCCCCCUCACCCGCCGCAAAGCGGCGGAGAGGCGCGGGACGCCCUCGGCAACGGCCGACCCCGGCGGCCGGCCCUUCCCGCGCCGCCGCGGGCAAGGAGCCGGGACCGCUGCGCAGCUUUCGGCUUCGGACGACGCGGGCCUCUCGGUCACGGCCCCCCCCCCCCCCCCCGGGGGGGGAAAGGGGACACCUGAGGGCUCGCGGGGCCACGCGGCCGUCACACAGCCCGGGACGGUAAAGACGCCCUCCCGGCAGCGGGAGCGGCGACACCUCGCCUGCGACGGGAAGCGAAUUGGAAAGGAGACCGCCCUGCCAGAGCACCGGACACCGCCGUGGCUUCCCCAUUACAGAGAGCCCCGGAAGAGCCGGCCCGCCGGGGGCCCUUUCCGACGCGACCCGAAAAGCCUCAUCGAUCGGCUGACAAAAGAGGAGCGAAAGAAGGCCCCGCGGCCUCGGUCCUGGGACAACGGCAGCCCGAAGCGCGCACCCACCGGCCGAGCUCCGCCACGGUUCCAGGCGGGCAGCGGGCAGACGGACGCGGGGCUGCUUUUUUCCACGGGCGGGACACGUCCCCGAGAGGCCCCUGCCCGCGGCUUGGCGCCGCCGAGCCUCCCCGACGCACCCGAGAGGCCGCCGACGCCGGCGGGCCGACUUCGCAGCGGCUUUCGCAUCGGUCACAGCGGAGAAGCGCGGGGAGGGUGCCGCCACCCGACCCCGGCUGCGGACGACGACUCCCUUUAUCGAGCGAGACAACAUCGGGACGGCACCAACCGGGGGAGGGAGGCCACGGCCAAGGCCGCGCUCCCGACGCCCCAGGGAACCUUUCCGAGCGUGCGAGGAAGUGCCACCGACCAUGCCCACGGGCCACCGGCUUUCGCCCGCCUCGCGGCGAUCGGCUUCCCUCCGGAAAAGCCGGGCGGGAACGUGGACCUUCUCGCAACCCAGCCCGCCGGCAACCACGGCAGCCGGGACAGGCCAGACACCACGGGCCGCCCCAGCGUCGCGGCUCAGUCAACGCCGGCCGAAAACAAGGAAGGGCGAGGCGCCGCCGCCUCGCCAGCAGCAUUCUCACAGGGCUCUCUGUCGGGCUUCCGGUCCACUCUCGGCAGGCAGGCCGGCCACCGCAGGCCGGCCGCCGCCCCUGAGACAUUCCCGCCCGCUGCGCGGGUUCCCCAGCUUAGGGCCGAGGAAGGGGGACGCAACUUCAAAACACAGCGGGACGGGGGGGGGGGCGAGGCGCCGCCGCCCCGCCGCCCCGCAGCAACAUCGGGCGACUCCCGUCACCGAGCCCCUCGGCCAACCGGGCGAGGCCGAGGCAAGGCCGCGCGCCCCACCGAGCGUUCCCGAGGCACCGCCGACACACCAAGCACAGGCCGCCAAGCAGCUCGCGCCGUCUUUCGGCCUUGCCCGUCACUGGGGCUGGGAAGCCGGGAUAAAGCCACGCGACUCCUAUCCCGCUCGUUCGACACUCUUCGUUCUGGCAACCGCGCGCGCGGCCGCCGCUCUUGGCCUUCAACACAGGCACUGACACAGCCUGCGGGGACACGGCCCAUCACCCGCUCCCAUAAUACGGACAGGCGAGUCCGAGGCCCCGGACGCCUCCAAGAGAACCAAUCGUACUUGACCGGGGCGGUGCGCUGGCGCACGCCGCCUCCUACCAUGACGCAACUGGAGGCAGCCAGAAACAGCGACCCCUUGGUGAACUUCCGGGACGGGGUGGCCAGCGGACGGGACGCCACGCGCUUCCCCGCGCCCCAAGCGCCGAGCGCGACGGAGCCUGCGGGCGUGGCAGCAGGGGCGACGACGCGCGGCCGGCCCGGCCGGCCCGGCCGGCCCCGCGGCGAGAGCACCAGGUCUACCCCCCCGCCCGGAGACGCGCCGGGUGCCCCACGAUCAUGCGGUACGCGACGGGGGAGAGGCGGCGCCGCAUCCGUCCGCCCCUCCGGUCCCGACCACGAGCGGCGCUCCGCACCGGGCCCGCCCGCGGACGGGCGGGCGGCCGGCUAUCGCGAGCCCACCGAGGCGCCGGCGGCGCUGCGGUAUCGCUACGUCUAG
This is a messenger RNA of Corvus hawaiiensis (hawaiian crow), 3159 nucleotides long. RefSeq names its product collagen alpha-1(I) chain-like. Lineage: Eukaryota; Metazoa; Chordata; Aves; Passeriformes; Corvidae. The record is from RefSeq and is a predicted model, not a curated record. The coding region runs from base 1 to 3159 and encodes 1052 amino acids. The transcript is spliced from 10 exons.